Molecule: messenger RNA, 12985 nt
Organism: Motacilla alba alba
Lineage: Eukaryota; Metazoa; Chordata; Aves; Passeriformes; Motacillidae
Gene: BRPF3
Product: bromodomain and PHD finger containing 3
Exons: 12
Coding region: 6655-10047 (1130 amino acids)
Biological process (GO): regulation of transcription by RNA polymerase II
Cellular component (GO): MOZ/MORF histone acetyltransferase complex
Molecular function (GO): protein binding
Source: RefSeq, a predicted model, not a curated record
GUAAAAUUGACUGGGAAGUGAGUCCUAAGGAAAAGGGUCAGAAAUACUGGAUUUCAGCAUAACAAGAGCUUAACCAAUCUCACUCUGGCUGUGUCCUGCUUCCCCGAGCAGCCACAGAGCCCCGAGCAGAGCAAGGCUGCUGGGACAGUGUCAGCUCCAGGGCACCAAGGGAUCAGCCCGUGCUCAGAGCAGCUACAAACUCCAUCCUACACACACGAUUCUCUCAGCUGCUUCCCCUCCAAAGAGCCACUGCCUCUUUUUUUUUAAUUUUUCCUUUGCUUAUUUAAUUCCCUGGGAUUUGAUCAGUGCUGUCUCCUCCUCACUGCAGGCAGCAAACACAGCCUGGGAAUUCGAGGCCAUUCCCACAGUGACAGCCUGGGAGUCCCAGGCAGCUGCACAAGUGACUUUGAAAAUGGAUCUGCAGGACGUUUUCCAGCCUGUGCUGGAGCUGGAGUAUCUGCAGAUCCACAGCUUAUCAAUACAGUCACUUGAUAGUGCAGGCACAGCUGCUCGUUGUGAUAACACCUUUGGACUGCAACACCUUCCCUGGGGUGAUCAGGCGAGCUCAGGCAACCAUUCCAAAGUCCAUGCCAAGGGAUUUGUGCCAAGAGCCAAGGGCUUGCUCUGGAUCAGAGCUCGGAGUCCCCAGGACUAGAGAAAAGUAUUGAGAAGGUAUUUGACCUCAGUAAUACACACAGAAUUCUCAACUCCCCCCCUCUUCCAUAGCUGCUGACUGAUUUUGGUUUGGUUUAGCCAGGUUGGUUGUUUUCAGUGCUCUCUCAUUUUCUUUUUAAGUAAUGUUCAGUUUGGCUGUACAGACGACAAGUAAGGAAAAACUGCAACAUUUCCAGAAUUUUCUGAUCUCUCUUCUCCACUGGGAACUGGACGGUGAUGUCAUGCUGCUUGGCUGCCCCCCUGUUGCAGCUCAUGGCAUGCAGCACUGGGGAUAACCCUGCAGUGACUGCAGCUUUUUGAUAGGAUGGUGUUGAUGCUUGCCUGCUGUAGCUGCACACAUGGUCAUGAUGAUAAGAUGAGGUUUCUCUUGGCUCAUAUCUGUCUGGGUCAUGGACAAGGCCUUUGCUCCACUCCUCUCUUAGGCAGGGACAGUGAGCACAGAACUGUUGUGAUGUGUCCUCAAUUCCCUGGAAAUUCAAAGUUUUCUUGUACAGAAAGUCAUCUCUAAAGUCAAAGUCAUCUGUUAAAGCCAGAUUCAGACAGGACUCAUGAACCACUACAUGGGAAUGCAGGCUAUGUCUCAAUCAUCUUGCCCUCCUUCAAAAGGGGACAGGUAGACCUGAAGAGUCUCCUGUCUCAGUAAUGAUGGCUGAGGGACAAAACAUCUCCACCAUGAAGGAAUGUGCUGAGCAGUCUGCUGGUAUUGAGAAGGGACUUGGACAGUUGUAAAGAAUAAUUUCAAAUGUCCUUUGGGAAUUGUCUGUCUGAGCAGAGGACAAGCGUGCAGAGGCACUGGGGAUACAAACAGGUGAGAAGAGCAGUUGUGAGCACAGCCAAGGCAGGUGCACAGAUUCUGCAAACAUCAGCCUCCCUGGUUUUAGGGGUAACACAUAAAGGCUCGUCAGCAUCAGGCUCUGCUGAGUGCACACCCAGUUUCAGGGACCGGGUUUCUUGGUAGGUUUACACUUACCCUGAACGCUCUGAAAUUGCAAGAGCAAUGCCAGCAGCUGCUGUGUGGGCUCCAUGCUCUGGUUUCAUUCAUUCACCCACCAGCCCCGUACGGUGACAGAACACUGUGCACAAGGAUUACCCAAUACCCCAACAAAUGUGGGGAGCAGGUGCUCUGUGAGCCCAGCAGCCCUGGAGGUGUGUGUGUAUUUGGGUUUUUGCGGUAUGUAUCAUCCAAGAACCAAAAUAGACGGUAGAAAAUGUGGCAGGUUGGCAGUGGAAGGAGAAGCUGUACAGACCAGCCAUCCCAGCGCUGCUGUGGCAUCUGAGGACGUGUUUCAAUGAACAGCAACGAGCUAGGAGAAGGGAGAGGUGGGGGAAAUCCUACUGACAUUACUGAAAGGAGUUUGAGAAACACCUGCUCGACAGAGCCAGGGACUCAGGCCAAGGCUGGGAUCCUUCAAAAUCAGCACAGAACUGAGAGGGGGUGUGUGACCCUGACAGACACUGUGAGUCAAAGCAGAAUUACCUCAUGCAGAGGUGCAGGCAGUGCCUGGUCAGUGACUCACACUGACACAGAAUCCAUGGACAUUCCUUUCAUUACGAGUAUAGUUUGCAUACUUAAAAAUACAAAACCAAGUGAUAAAAAUCCCUCAGCCAUUAAGUGGUCCAAAAUUCCAUAAAUCAGGCCAGCCAAAAAUAUGUUUGCUGUUUGUAUUAAGUUUCUAUGACAUAAAUUUACACGGAUAUAUGGAUGGAAUUUUUGUGCUUGUCUCAGAUAACUUACAGAUGUCUAACUUGGAAUACUAUUUACUUGCUAUUCUUACAUUCAUUUCUGACUUACAAGCAUCUUUUUUUUUAAUUUGGAAAAUAAAGCCUUCAGAAACAAUCUUUCUCUGUAAGUUUAUUUUGACAGUUAAUUAGGUCUGUGGAGUUGCAACUUUAUGGGGCUGAUUUGUUAGGUGCUUGCACGUGUAAGUGGGAAAGAAAAAGCAGAUGAAGGAAAAAUUAUUUUAUUUUCUUAAGAGAUGCCACAAAAUUAGAGGAUUUUUUAAGAGAGAUAACAGUAGCUGUGUUUUGGAUACCACCUAGAAACCAUUCAGUGCACAAAUUUGAAAAUUUCCACAGCCUCUUAGAAAACUAUUUAUUUUAUCCUGUAGGAAAAAAACAGAUUAUCUGGUUUUAUAUUUAACAUUUUCACAUUCUAGGUAGCAGACUAAACAAAUAAUGUUCAUGUUUUAAGUAUGUGAGAAUGGGAAAGAAGAAAAACAUAGAAAAUUAUAAACAGGUUUGAGAAGUCUAGUGGGAUUCUGUACAAAGGAUGGUAGUACCUUUACAUAUUCCCAUGUCUUGCUGUUGCCUGAGCAACCAGGGAAAGCGUUCCUAAUCCUCUGCAUUUUUCCUGUAGCAUGGGUCAGCAGAGUGGAAACGUGAUUAGGGCUGUUUUUCUUUUCACAGCUGAGAGAAACAAGACAUGAAAGAUUGAAUGAAGAUCAGAAUAGCCACUGCUGAUUUGCCUUCCCCCCAAAAGGAUGGACGCUCGCUGCACUAAUUGUACUUACCAUGGAAUCAUCCAGGUUGGAAAAGGUCAUUGAGAUCACCGAGUCCGAAUCUGCGCUGGGAAUGUCACAGUUUCCAGGUGAAUGUGGUUUAGGGGAUGUUGUGCCUGAUUUCUCUCUACAAGGCCGUUUUCAUGAGCUUACAGGGCUUUGAAUGUGAUGCUCAGCUGGUGCUGGCUCACAGCUGAUUCAGUCAGCUCUCCUUUUUGGUUGGAAUGCACUCCAUGAAAUCAUACUGAAGGGUUUGUAUAUUUGCAGUAUAUUUGUAUAUUUUAGUAUAUUUGCAACCCUCAUUGAUUUGCUGUUACAUGAAAAUGAGUUAACUUCUUUCGGCCAAUGGCUGUUAAAAUAAAAAUUCUCCUGCCAUAAACCAUAAUUUCAGAUCUGUCUUCAGAACACUUCAACCGAAAAAAAAGAAGUUUUAAAAUUAGAGGACAUUGAGAUUAAAAAACCAGGAGCACUGAGGAGGCAGUGCUGGGUGCUUGUGUAACCUCUCUGAUGUUAGUGAGGCUGGAGAGGGUUAUAAAUAUAUAUAAAAUUCCAGUGAAAAUACAUGGCAACUGAGGCUCAUCACUUUUGAGAUACCAGGUUUUAACCUUAAAUGCACAAGGGACCUGUUUAGCAAUCGCUCUGAUUUCAGCAGUCCUGAAGAAAGCAGCAGCACAACAAGCAGCCAAAGAGAGAUACAAACACAAGUCAGUUCUGAGGCUUAAGAAAUCAACCAAGAAAAAGGUCAGCUCUCAAUUCCAAAUGAUGCUUCUCUUCCCUUUUUGUCUUAUAUGCUUGAAUAAACACGGGGAAAAUGGUAACAUGAAGGAAGGUGCCCAACUCUGUUUGAGGUGUCUUGGCUGCUGCUUUCAUUUGAAGCAACCAACUUUGCACUUGCACCCCUUAAAAACUGUAAAAAAAUUGAAUUAAGCUGUGCCUCGGGGAUGUGACAGAAGUUCAGAAUGUUUUUUUCAAAUAGCAUGUUAGUUCCACAGCUUGGAUUUAAAACAAAGUGAUGAAUAACUUGUUUUGAUGUUGUAACACGUGGCCCUCAGUCACCAGAGAUGUCUGGACAUCUCUGCACAAGUCAUCCCACUGUUCUUAACAGGGAACCUAAUUUGAUUGUGAUAAGCUAAUUCCAGUGCAAAUUUAAGAGUAUAAAGUUUCAAAACUGAGGUAAAAAAAUAAAGAGUUUGCAAAAGUUGGUCAUAUUAAAAAAAAAAAAAAUCAAGUAAAACCCAGUUAAAAUUCCCACAUAAAGAAGGAAAAUCACAGCAUGGUCUGGGCUGGAAGGGACUUAGCAUCUGUUUGCAGUCCCUGCUGAGGACACCUUCCACUGGAGCAGGUUACUCAGAGCUCCAUCCAAGCUAGCCUCGAACAAUUCCAGGAAUGUGGCAGCCACAGCUUCCCUGGACAACCUGUUCCAGUGCCCCACCAGCAGCACAGAGACGAAUUUUUUUCCUAUUACUCAAUCUAAACCUCCUCUGUUUUAGUUUGAAACCAUUCCCCCUGGCCCUGUCCCUACAGCUCCUGGAAAAGUCUCUCUUCAUCCUCACGGCAGGCUCCUGCCAGGUGCUGGAGGGCUGCAAUGAGCACAGCCCAAAGCUUCUCUUCUCCAGGCUGAACAAACGCAGCUCUCUCAGCCUUUGAAGUCGCUCAUCAAUUAUUGAAAUCAUUUUAUUUACUGUUUAACCAAGAAGCAAAUGCAGCUAUAGGUUGUUUUAGGGUUUGUUUUAUCCUUGGUGGUUAGGACCAUAGUGUUAUGCAGCUGCUCUUUUGAGGGCGAGAUCCUUUGUAAAUCAGUGAGAGCGUUGGGACUUUAUUUCUAAAUCCUUGAUGUGUUAUUUUUCAUGCAAGACAAGAACAGUUUAUUAUUUAUUUUCAAGUUUUGAUAUGUAAAUAGUAGACCUGUAAAAAGUAUACACCAUAUACACACAGUAUAAACUUCAAAGGUGGUAUGUAAAGACUGUUCAGCAGUAAGCAACAUCUUUCUCUUUUGCUUUUAAAGCUGCACCAAGCUCUGGUCCAACCUGGGCACUUUGCAAAACAGACUGUCACAGACUAGAUGCUCUCAGAUUCCAUGGUUAACAUACGUUAAGAGACAAAAGAUCUCCAGCUGGACUGUAAAUGAGGGAAAACAACAUUCUUUGCUUCCUUCUAAAACAGUUAAUUCUAUAAAUUCAGAUGGUGAUAUUAUGCAAUACUCUGCACAGAGUGGGAGGUGGAACACACAUAUGCUCAAGUAUGUGGCAUGCUCUAUAAAAAGUAAGUGUGGGAGCCUCUGCAAUUCCUAUCUCAAUUCUUAUCUCAGUUGCUAACUUAACUUCUUCCUUGUUCAAUCCCCUCUGUCCCUCUCUCACUGUCCCCCAGCCUGUCACACCUCUGCAUGUGAAGAGGCCAUCUGGACCCGAAAUAUUGGUCCACAAAAUAAGUACAGGCUCUUGCUAUUUACACCGUUUGUUUGAUGUCGCUUGUUUAGAUUAACUGUGGCAGGCAAAGGUUCUCUGGGAGCGGAGUCGGGCUGGACUCUGGCACCUGACCACGCUUCAGGGUGUUUCCCGGGACCCCACGCCUCCCGCAAAAAAAGCGGGCUGCAAAAUGAGGACACCCAAAAUGAGCCCGGACAAAAAGCCCACCUCAUCUCCCGCGGCCUGACGGCUCCCGGCUGCGAGGUACCGGCCCGGCAUGGGCCCGCACGGCUGUACCCGAGCCCCACAGCCCGACCCCGCGGUGAUGCGGGGCGCAGGGACGGCCCGCUCCGGCCGCCGGGAGGCUCAGCCCCGGAGGGGCCCACGGGCAGCAGCGACCCCCGCCCGAGCCGUGAGGGCAGCGCGGAGGGACCCCCGCCCUGCCGCCAGCAGCGGCCCCCGGGGGCCUCCCGCUCGGCGCGGCCCGGGUGUGGGGAGGCACCGGGGAGGGGCGGGCGGUGCCUGCCCGCGGGGGGAGCGGAGCGCGGAGCCCCCUCCCCCGCCCGGCCGCUGGCUGCCGCCUCUCCCCGCCGCUCGGCCGGCCCGCGCCGCCACCGCCGCCUCCAUCUUGAGCGUGUGUCCCCUGCUCCCCCCCCCGCCUCCGCAGCACCGAGAGCGUCGGGGGCGCUGGAGCCCCGGGGGGGAGCGGGGGGGAGGUGAGGGUGGUGGGGGGCGAAGCGGCACCGGGGCCGGAGCGGCAGCGGCGGGAGAAGCGGCGGCGGCAGCGGCAAUGAGGAGGCGGCGCUGAGGAGGCGGCAGUAGCCGGAGCGGACGGAGCCGACAUCUUGUGCCCUCCCCUCCCGCCGCCGGCUGGGUGAGCCCGUCCGCCCCAGGGGGGAGGGGAGGGGGAGGCGGAGAGAAUUUAAAAAAAAAAAAAAAAAAAAAAAAAGGAAAAGAAAAAAAAAAAAGGAAAAGAAAAACAAAAACAAAAAUUCCCCCCAAAAGGAGGCGGCGGCAACGGUGGAGAAGCCGCGGCAGCGGCGCGCUGAGCCGGCCAGGGUCUCUGGACCACAGGGAUGAGGAAGCCUCGGAGGAGGUGCCGGCAGCACUUGGAGGGGAGGCGUUCCCCCUCGCCCUACAGCCUCAAGUGCUCGCCCACGCGCGAGACGCUGACCUACGCGCAGGCCCAGCGCAUCGUGGAGGUGGACAUCGACGGGCGGCUGCAUCGCAUCAGCAUCUACGACCCCCUGAAGCUCAUCACCGAGGACGAGCUGACAGCCCAGGACAUCACCGAGUGCAACAGCAACAAGGAGAACAGUGAGCAGCCCCUCUUCGCUUCCAAGUCUAAGAAAACACCUUCCAAAGGCAAGAAGAAGGAGUCCUGCUCCAAACAUGCUCCCGGGAUAUCUUUGCACUUGCCCCAGCCCAAGUUCCGUGUGGUGGACUCCUUCAGCCAGCCAGAUGCCCCUCCCCUCCCUGCUGCCUACUACCGGUACAUUGAAAAGCCUCCCGAGGACCUGGACGUAGAGGUGGAGUAUGACAUGGAUGAGGAGGAUCUGGCGUGGCUGGAGAUGGUCAACGAGAAGAGAAGGGCUGAUGGAUAUGGGUCAGUUUCUGCUGACACUUUUGAGCUGCUGGUGGAUCGGUUGGAAAAGGAGUCGUACCUCGAGAGCCGGAACAACGGGGCUCAGCAGUCCCUCAUCGAUGAGGACGCCUUCUGCUGCGUCUGCAUGGACGAUGAGUGUCACAACAGCAAUGUCAUCCUGUUCUGUGACAUUUGCAAUCUGGCCGUGCACCAGGAGUGUUACGGUGUGCCCUACAUCCCCGAGGGGCAGUGGCUUUGCCGCUGCUGCUUACAGUCCCCUUCUCGCCCUGUGGAUUGUGUCCUUUGCCCAAACAAAGGAGGAGCCUUCAAGCAGACCAGCGAUGGCCGCUGGGCUCACGUGGUCUGUGCCAUCUGGAUCCCAGAGGUCUGCUUUGCAAACACUGUGUUCCUGGAGCCCAUCGAAGGGAUCAACAACAUCCCCCCAGCUCGCUGGAAGCUCACAUGCUGCAUCUGCAAGCAGAAGGGCAUGGGAGCUGCUAUCCAGUGCCACAAGGUGAACUGUUACACCGCCUUCCACGUCACCUGCGCGCAGAGAGCCGGGCUCUUCAUGAAGAUUGAGCCCAUGAGGGAAACCAGCGUCAACGGCACGACGUUCACCGUGCGCAAGACUGCCUACUGUGAGAGCCACUCCCCGCCUGGCACGGUCAGAAGAGGGGGCCCAGCUGCUGGUGGUGGUUGGCAGGAGGUCACUGUGAAGGAGGAGGAAGAGGAGGAAGUCAAUUCUGGCCCUCCCAAAGGGUCUGUGAAGAAAAACCAAGUGAAAUUGAAGCAAAAGAUCAAAAAGGAGCCUGGUGACGUGACCAAAGGGCGUUCGUCCAUGCCCGUGGUGACCGUUGCACAAAUUCCCUCUUACAGGCUGAACAAGAUCUGCAGUGGGCUCUCCCUGCAGAGGAAGAACCAGUUCAUGCAGAGGCUGCACAACUACUGGCUGCUGAAGCGGCAGGCGAGGAACGGGGUGCCCCUGAUCCGGCGGCUGCACUCGCACCUGCAGUCCCAGAGGAACGCCGAGCAGAAGGAGCAGGAUGAGAAGACGAGUGCAGUGAAGGAGGAGCUGAAGUACUGGCAGAAGCUCCGGCAUGACUUGGAGCGGGCUCGGCUGCUCAUCGAGCUCAUCCGAAAGAGGGAGAAGCUCAAACGGGAGCAGGUGAAGGUGCAGCAGGCUGCCAUGGAGCUGCAGCUGACCCCGUUCAACGUCCUGCUCCGCACAACCCUGGACCUGCUGCAGGAGAAGGACGCUGCCCAGAUCUUCACAGAGCCUGUUAACCUGAACGAGGUUCCAGAUUACCUGGAAUUCAUUUCCAACCCAAUGGAUUUUUCCACCAUGAGGCGGAAGCUGGAGUCCCACCUGUACCGAACCUUGGAUGAGUUUGAGGAAGACUUUAACCUUAUAGUUGCCAACUGCAUGAGGUAUAAUGCUAAAGACACGAUUUUCCACCGAGCAGCUGUCCGGCUCCGGGACCUCGGGGGAGCGAUUUUGCGUCACGCGCGGCGCCAGGCCGACAGCAUCGGCUUUGACACUGGCGUGGGGAUUCACCUGCCUGAGUCGCCCAAGCCCCACGACUUUUACCGCUUUUCUUGGGAGGAUGUGGAUAACAUCCUGGACCCGGCGAACCGGGCUCACCUGUCUCUGGAGGCACAGCUGAAGGAGCUGCUGGAGAAGCUGGACACGGUGAGCACCAUGCGCUCCAGCGGCGCCCGGACGCGGCGCAUCCGGCUCCUGCGGCGCGAGAUCAACUCCAUCCGCCACAAACUGGCCCAGCAGCAGAGCAAGGCCCUGCCCAACGGGGACGCUGUGCCACGGGAGGGGCUGGAGACAACAGCCAGGGAAGGGGACGAGGAAGGGGAGAAAGCAGAUGGUGCCAAGCUCCAGUACCCUCCAACCCUGGAGCCCACAGGACCCGCACCCACCCUCUCAGAGCUGGACUCUCUGCAGGACCCUCCCACACUCAAACCCAUCAGUGAAAGCAGGUCCCUGAGCCAGCUGCAGAGGAGGACGGCGUCGGACAGGGACCUCUUGGACAAGAAGGCUCUGCAGCAGGAGAGCCAGGCUUUCCAACGCCUGCUGUCCAACAACGGCCUCAACGGCCUGGCCCUGCCCCCUGCAGACCGCCCUGCCAGCCCCGCCCUCGGCAGCGUGGGCCGGCGGACGUCGGUCCUGUUCAAAAAAGCCAAGAACGGUGUGAAGCUGCAGAGGGGUCUGGAGUGCUCCCUGGAGAACGGGGAGGAGCACAGGCAGGGCGGGCAGCACUCUCCCCCCUGCCCCGACGGGGAGCGACAGGCGCGGAAGCGCUCUGCCCUGGGCUCUGGGCUGGUGUUCGAAGCCUGCAGUGGUUUGGUGCCUCCCAAGCGGAGCCGAGGGAAGCCGGCUCUUUCUCGGGUGCCCCUCUUGGAGGGUGUGAAUGGAGACUCUGAUUUCAGUGGCUCAGGCAGGCCUCUCCUGAUGUCCUUUGAGAGCCAGGCUGAGCUGGAGCCCCUGGAGCUGGUGUGGGCCAAGUGCCGUGGUUAUCCCUCCUACCCUGCCUUGAUUAUUGACCCCAAGAUGCCACGGGAGGGUUUGCUGCACAACGGAGUCCCCAUCCCUGUGCCCCCCAUGGAUGUCCUGAAGCUGGGGGAGCAGAGGCAGACAGAGGCAGGAGAAAAACUCUUCCUUGUCCUUUUCUUUGACAACAAGAGAACCUGGCAGUGGCUGCCACGGGACAAAGUCUUUCCCCUGGGCGUGGAUGACACCGUGGACAAGCUGAAGAUGAUGGAGGGACGCAAAACCAGCAUCCGCAAGUCGGUGCAGGUGGCCUACGACCGAGCCAUGAUCCACCUGAGCCGAGUGCAGGGGGACAACCCCUUCAUCCCAGCCCCCUACCUGUGAGGGGCUGCUGGGGCAGCCCUCCUGCUCCUCCUCAGCUGCAGCUCUGCUCUGCAGCGUGCAGCACCUGCAGCAGCUGCCAGCACGCCUCGGAGUGCCCUGAAACGUGCCAAAAAAACCCCUGUCCGGCUUCUUCCUGAAUGUGUCUUGCUGAAGAGCUGGCAGGAGAUGAAAUGUAGUCUGCAGGGAGUGAGGUAGGUAGGAGAAGCUGACAGCUGACAGGAGCCAAGGUGAGUUGCUGCAGUGAGCAGAGCACACAGCACUUGGAUGUUGGGACCUCACGCGCCGUCCCCUGCCUCUCCUGGACUGCCAGGGUUUUGAGUUGUCAGCCAGUCCCAGGUAAUUGCUGGGAACCUGGCACCCCCAGGAUUCUUUACAGAAAUCCCAACUGGACUUUCUCGUGCCAAAUUGACCCUGACCAUCAUUUGCCUUUUCAUUUUUCGUUAGAUGACGUUGUCCUGUCACAUAAAAACUGCACAGAAUCACAGCUGGGAGCUCUGAUUGUGAUUCUCCUGCCUACCUACAUUGUGUUUUCAUGUUUAGAUUUCUCUCACUGCAUUUAGAAAAGCUUGAGAUUUUGGUAACUUUCCCCCUGCACAGUUUCAUGCACAGAUGCACAGAGCUUUAAAGAUGAAAAUCAAAUUACCUGAUCGUGUCUAUAUGUAUGUCUUAGAAAUUGAUUUUGUAGUUUCACAUUUCAGUUCUGAUUUCUGCGACUCUGCUUGUUGCAGUAACAUUUCAUAUCAUGACUUAGCACAGUACCUAAGAAAAGAUAACUUCCUUUUUUUGAGAAGUAAUUUUGGAGGUGUCUGUUGAGCUGGAGCAGCUCCUCAGGCACUGAGGUUGAUCAGGGUUGGAGGGAGAUGCAUCUUUUGUGUUGGUUUAUGCACACUUGGUGUAAGGCUCCUCUUCCUUUUUUCCCCCCUCCUCUUCUCUGUCUCCCUGUUUUCCUCUGCCACAUUUUGGACUGAAACCAAGCACUGAGCAGAGCACACGACCCUUCUGCUGCUCCCCCUUCUCCCCCUCGUGCACACCCUUCCCCGGUGGGUGGGUCUGCAGUGCUGUCAUCCAGGUAAACCCAGACAGUCCCUGCUGGUUUGGGUUUGCAAAACAAAACAAAACAGGGACAAACUGAUGUUUGGGAACUCGGUGACGAAAUCUUUUCUAUUAGCCAAGGACUUUAUGAUUUCUCUGAUCUCUUCUGUUGCAUUUCCCUCUUUGCUUUCCCCAUUUUAAAGAGCCAAAGGUGCAAAGCAAGAUUGUAGAUUGAAUAUCAUCACUUUGCUUUUUAACUCAGUAUUUUUAAAUUAUUUUUAACUUUUUCAUACUGAAGAGAAUGUGGAGUCAAAAUAAUAAUAAUGAUAAUAAUAAUAAUAAUUAAUGAUAAUGAACAGUAGGGAGUAAUCACUGCCAUUUCUACUUGCUCUACUUUUUUAAAAUACCACUUCUUAUACAUUGGGGCGUGGAACUGCAUUUGAAGGAAUUUUAAGAUUCCUUUGACAUACAGAGAUGGGGCAUAGGAGUUUGUAAAAAUAUUCAUAGUGAUAACAAUGCCCGUGGAGUGUGGCUAGGGAAGGAUGUUGUGUAUAUAGCUGUAAAAUGUUCUAAAUUAUUUACACCUCUUGUCACCAUUCUUGAAGUCCUCAGUUGUGUUGCUGGGUCUUUUAUAUGCACACAGUGUAAUUUAUUUCAAGGAACAUACACUUUUCCAGGUGGUAGCUCAGCUGUGGACUAGUGACCUGUGUAUAUGUUUUAAGGUCUUGGGAGUUGGUCUUUUUUUUCUUUUUUUUUUUCUUGUUUUGUUUGGUUUUUAAAUGAGUUUAGAAUUUGGAUUGGCUGAUAUCCUGUUGUUGCUACAGAACCUAAAUGUUACUGUCAGUCUGCUGUAAAGCACAGAUUGCUCUAUUUAUUGUAGAAAGUGAGUUUAUUUGCUUUCUAGAAUUGUUUAUAUCAGAUGGUAUAAGAGAAGUAAUAAGAAAAUCUAUGCUUGUAAAGAAAAAAAAAAGCUAAUUUUACCUACUAUAAUCUGACUGUCUGAGACUAUAUUUUCUCUCUGAGAAAUAAAUGUUCUAAUGUAUGGAAAAAAAAAGCAAAACAACAAACCACCACCCUCAGAAAGAGUUCUUCCUUGCUAACGUUGUCCUGAAAUCCAGAACUUACCGUGCUGGUUGUUAAUUAUCCCCGUGGUCCCAGGGCAGGUGGGCAGAGCAGUGACAGGGAGGUGACACAGGGAGAGGUUUCUUGUUCUGCCUCCCUCAUGUCCUGUGUCCCCCGUGCAGUGGGUGCCACCUUUGGCUGCUGCAUGGAGAGGUCCCACCUUGUGCUGGUUUUGUUUGUAGGGUUUUUUUUUUUUUGUUUGUGUGGAGUUUUUUUAAUUAUUUCCUUUUUUUAGUUGAUGUUAAACUGAGGACCACUCUGCUUUCUCAGAGAAAAACAAGAGGCACACACAAUCAAAGUCCAACUGCCUGAGAAAAACAAGUGCACCUUAGGAAAGUGAUUUCUUGAGAUCCUGUUUGGAGUUUUAUUGGCAACAAGGUUCUGCCUGUCGCACGCUUGGCCCGGGCCUCACUGCCUGCUGCUCCCUUCCCUUGGGGAACGUGGAGGCCUGGGAGCCUCCAGCCCUGCCAGGAAAGCCCUGGUGGCCCAGCUGGAGUGCUGGGAGAAGCCCAGGGUGGCCCAGAUCUGUCCCCUCAGGUGCUCCCAGCUCCAGCCCCUGGCACAGCACAGAGGGGCUGCCCACGGCAGGGAAUGGCCCUGGCAGCAGCCCCAGCUGCUGGAGUUAACACAUCCACAGCAGGACCUGCCCUCCGGGCUGCUGGGGGGACAGCAGUGACAGCGGCCCUGGCUGCUGGGGACAGCCACUGCUGCAGCCAGGACCGUUCCUCCCUGCAGAGCAGCCUGGCACAGCCCUGCCCUGCAGGGCCCGGGGGCACUGCCAGCC